AUGGAGAUUCUUUAUGGUGCAAUGUCAGAUGGAGAAAGGAGAUUGACGGUCCGUGAAUUUCUUCACUGUUACCGUCCUGAUGAGAUUGAUAGAUCAAGGGGGUUGUACCGUUUUGCUAGUCGGGGUCCCCUGUUGAAGAUUAUCUUUGAAACCCCAGACUCAAAUAAAGACUGGAAGAGUCGCUACUUCUUCAUGGAGGGUGACAGAUGGAUGAACCGUCCAGGAGAGACGGAGUAUAUGCCCGUCGAUACAACUUGGGGAAUAAUAAAUCAAUCGCGUAGACGGCGCCCGCAGGUUAGCCUCGAGGAAUUUAGUUUCCUUGAAAAGAUUUGCAGGAAAACUAAGCCGGAGGAAAGGACCUGGGCUAAGUUAGUGAAUCCAAAGACAAUACACUGGUAUUGUGACGGUCCAGAACCUACCCGUGAGGCCAUUGCAUACGACGAUAGAAUACACAAACAAAUGGAUGACGCCAAGAGAAGGGCAAUGAUAAAAUCUCUCGCCGUCGAGCAAAAGAAGACGGGUGAGAUCGUGGUGCCCAAUGUGGCGGGGUCAUCGGCUAAAAGGAAGCAGCUCCCAAAAUCUGACCGUCCACACAAGCAGCCAAAGGUGUCAAUGGAACCUGUGGUGGGCUUAAUGGCUGAGGGUGCUAAGACCGUCACCCAAGUUAAACAUGGGGUCGGUAAGGGCCUAAUGAAUGCCCCACCCGUCAACGAGGAGAAACCCCCUCCCCUUCUCCGUGACGACUCGAAGUUCGCUUUGGAGAAGCUUUCGUCCAUAAUUUCUGCAGAGGACUAUGAGGAUCUGGGGAAUCACUCGACGGAGGCAAUGGGGGAGACGGGGUUAUUCGCCGUCGGACAGUCCUUGGUUAUGAUGAAGGGCUUGAUGGACCGUUGCCUCAACCGUGAAGCGGCUUUGGAACGGGUACGGUUAAAAGCUGGGCAGACGGAGGAGGAGCUUAGCCAGCUGCACAAGUGGAAGUCCACAAUGGAGCAGAAAUUUGAACUCUCAGAGAUGACGAGAAAAGAGCUUGAACAGAAGACGGAGGAAGCUGGGAAGGCCUUGAAGGGAAAAGAUGAUGAAUUAAAGGAUUUGAAGAAGAAACUCCGUCAGGCCAGGGAGGUCGCCGUCAAAGAGUAUCGCGACUCGGAGGCUUUGCUGAAGGAGCUGGGGGGAUCGUUCCUUCAAGGCUUUGACGAUGCACUCCGUCAGAUAAAAAAGGCCUACCCAGAUCUGGACGUGUCCAUGAUAACACUUACUGAUCAAGACCAGACGUUUGCUGUACCCGUCGCUUCCGAAAAUACUGAAGAUCUUUUCGGUGAAAAUGCUGUCCAGGGAGACGGGGAGUCCGCUGUGCCGAAUGAGGUGCCUGUUGCCGACCCCAAGAAAGCAGACUAA
Molecule: messenger RNA, 1395 nt
Organism: Quercus lobata
Lineage: Eukaryota; Viridiplantae; Streptophyta; Magnoliopsida; Fagales; Fagaceae
Exons: 4
Coding region: 1-1395 (464 amino acids)
Source: RefSeq, a predicted model, not a curated record